Schistosoma turkestanicum is the source of this 1445-nucleotide messenger RNA. NCBI's taxonomy places the organism in Eukaryota, Metazoa, Platyhelminthes, Trematoda, Strigeidida, Schistosomatidae. The record is from the annotation of a GenBank genome assembly.
AAAUUGGGGAUUGAAAGGUCUGAUUUUUAACGUUAAGUUUGAGUUAGACGUUACUUUUCGGCUCGGACUUCGUGGAUUUUCUGUUUAGACUGUCCGUGAAAUCCAAUUUCCCAAUAUGGAUGAUACCGAUCCAUAUUUUUGUAUGCAAGAUGAAGUUUGCAAAAAUUUACAACUCACCAAAACGCUAUAUGAAGAUUGGAAAAGCGGAUCAGCUUCUGAUGGUCAGAAGUUACUAACUAAAAUCAGACAAACAGUCAAGAAUAUAGAAUGGGACUUGAUGGAUCUACAGGAAACUAUUGCAGCAGUUGAAAAUAAUCCUACCAAAUUUCAUUUAUCCGAUAAAGAUAUAUCAGCAAGACGUCAAUUUUUGAUAGAAGCUAAAAAUGUUGUCAAAAAUGUAAAAAAUCAUUUAAACAAAUCCGAUAAUAAUAAUAGUAAUAACAAUAAUGGUAUUAAUAAAAGAAAUGACUCAUCGAUUAUUGAUUUCACAGUUCAUACUGCACCGCAUCCUUCAUCAGCUCCGGCACCUCCACCAGCAUCAGUGUUGUGUAAUGGAGAUUUAAAAGUAAAUAAUCCAAUUCCAAUCACAAACAAAGUAUCAUCAUCAUCAUCGCCCAACAUGAUGAAAACCACAAUCAAUACUCAUCAAAAAACCGCAUCAUCAUUAUUACCUUCUUCAGAUAUCUACUCCACUAAACCUUUUCAUCAUCCUUUAACACAACAAAAACAAUUAUUAUCCGACCAAGAUAAUCAACUAGAUCAAUUAAGUACAACCAUAUCAAAUUUAAAAGGUAUGUCACAACGUAUCGGUGAUGAAUUGAGUGAUCAAGUUAUGCUGCUGGAUGAUUUCAAUUCAGAAAUGAUUAGUACUGAGUCAAGAUUAGAUUCUAUCACUAAACGUACUGCACGUCUAUUACAUUUGAAUACAGAUCGUCGUCAAUGGUGUGCUAUAUUCUCAUUGCUGGUGACAUUCAUUGUGAUAUUGAUUUUAUUUGCUAUUCUAUAAGAGAAGAGGAGGAGGAGGAGGAGAUGGUGCUGUUCAUCAUCAUCUGAAAUGCAUAUUGAAUCAUUUUGUAUGUAUAAACACGCUUUUGUAUCAUAGUACUCUACUUACUGUUGUUGUCUUCUGUGUGUGCGUGUGUUCGUUCAUUCAUCUCCAUGAUUAAUUUUUUUCUCUCUCAUGAUUUGCUUGAUUUAAUUUUUCUUGUUUUAUGUUUUGGUGGUCCUAGUUUAAUUUAUUUACUGUUCUCUCUCUCUCAAAAAAAACAAAAUAUUCUUCAACAUGUGUUGUUGCUGGUGUUGUUUUCAAUGUACAAUGUGUGAUGUGUGAUAUUUUUUGUGUGAUGGUGAAUUGAUCAUUGUUAUUAUGAUUAUUGACUAAAUUCCUUUGUACACCUACCUAUUUGUCUGUGAUGAUGACGAUAAAUACAGUCAGAGGUUUUUUU